Molecule: messenger RNA, 1895 nt
Organism: Eurytemora carolleeae
Lineage: Eukaryota; Metazoa; Arthropoda; Copepoda; Calanoida; Temoridae
Product: chitinase-3-like protein 1
Exons: 1
Coding region: 45-1757 (570 amino acids)
Biological process (GO): carbohydrate metabolic process; chitin catabolic process
Cellular component (GO): extracellular region
Molecular function (GO): chitin binding; chitinase activity
Source: RefSeq, a predicted model, not a curated record
CUGCAGUAGAAUCAGCAGUUCUAUCGGAGAAGCUAUAGGACAACAUGAAACUAGCAUUGCUCGGUUCCCUCAUCGGGAUUCUGACCACUUUCAGUCACAAGGCUCAAGGAAGCAGUGCCACAAGAGAUGGGACAGAGAAGGUUGUAAUGUGCUAUUUCGAGGGUUGGGCAACAUAUCGUAACGGAGAUGGACAAUUUGAUGUUGAAGAUCUUGAUCCAUUUCUGUGCACACAUCUCAUGUUUGGGUUUGCAGGCUUACAUCCUACCAAGCACACUAUUAUGUCUCUAGAUCCUUGGAACGAUCUGUAUGAUAAUUGGGGGAAAGGAGCUUUUGAUAGGUUUAAUCGGUUGAAACUUUAUAAUCCCGGUCUAAAAACUAUUCUUGCUAUUGGAGGAUGGAAUGAAGGUUCUGAGAAUUAUUCGGACAUGGCGCUAACUCAGGAGGGCAGAACUACAUUUAUAUCUAGCUGUCUUGAUAUGAUUCUUAGGCACGGAUUUGAUGGUUUGGAUAUGGACUGGGAGUAUCCAGGGGGUAGAGCUGAUAGUUUAGGAAGACCAGAGGACAAGCAGAAUUUUAUAAGCCUACUCAGAGAGAUGAGAGAAAGGUUUGACGAACAUGGACUCAUCAUAACAGCAGCAGUUUCAGCUGGAUAUAGUACAAUAGAUCAGGCCUAUGAUAUCCCUGCAAUGUCCGAACUAUUGGAUUAUAUAAACCUAAUGAGUUAUGAUUACCAUGGUUGGUGGGAGGGACAUGCAUUUACAGGACACAAUUCUCCUCUUUAUGGAAGUCCUGCAGAGGAGGUCGAAGAAUCUCCAGGAUACAGGAUGAACACAAACUACUCUGUAAACUACUUUCUGGAGAACGGAGCUAAAAGGUCCCAGCUUCUGGUCGGUAUGACAGCGUAUGGACGAGGUUUCACAUUAAAAAAUAAGGAUGAUAAUGGAGUGUAUGCUGAGGCUAUUGCUGGAUCCCCUGCAGGUCCUUAUACUCAAACUGAUGGAUAUCUAGGCUAUCAUGAAAUAUGUGAAAGGAUCUUGAGUUCUGGAGAUUGGAAUAUAGUUCGGGAUGAGUAUGCUAUUACUCCGUACGCAGUUAAGGACAAUGUGUGGAUCAGCUACGACGAUGAGGAGAGUGUGAGGAUAAAAUCCCAAUAUGUUCUAUCUGAGGACCUGGGUGGCGCAAUGUUCUGGGCUGUUGACACAGAUGAUUUCAAGGGAAAAUGUGGAUCAAAAUUUACCUUGAUCUCUGCAGUAGCUGAGGAACUAAAUGGGGGACCUAUGACUCCUCCUCCAGAUUGGACCACACCUGAUCCAGACUACUCUCCAUCUACCCCUGAACCAGUUACACCUCCUCCUUCAGAGUUUUGUGAUUCUCCUGGAGCUAAACCCAGUCCUUCCAACUGCCAUGAGUACUAUACCUGUAAUAUUGGAUCCAAUGGGUGGGUUAUUCGUCCUCAAACCUGUGGAGAUCUAGCUUUCAAUCCAGCAACUGGAAACUGUGAUUGGCCUUAUAACGUUCCAGGCUGUGAUGAAGGGACAACAAUGGAAGGAGGAAUUACAGGAACACCUGGAGAAUGUAAGCCAGGAGAUCCAUUACUUCCAGUUCCUGAGGAUUGUCAAGCAUACAUGGAAUGCAAACCAAUGGAUGAUGGUUCCUUCCAUUAUGCUGAACAUCGUUGCACUGAUGGUCUUGCCUUCAAUCCAACUAUUCAGGGCUGUGAUUGGCCAGAAAAUGUUGACGGCUGUACAACCCAGUGAUGUAGUUCUUUAUAUUUCAACUUUUGUGUUUUAUCAGCAAAAUAUGUUUUAUAUUGAAAAAAAUAAAGGAAUUACAUUGUACAAUUGAAUGUAUCUAAUUCUUAAUACAUAAAACAAAGAAUAUACUUUGUAUAAAUC